Molecule: messenger RNA, 2516 nt
Organism: Chara braunii
Lineage: Eukaryota; Viridiplantae; Streptophyta; Charophyceae; Charales; Characeae
Source: the annotation of a GenBank genome assembly
AGGACGUCGUCGCACGACAGUGAAACGACGACGAGCUGGCGGGCACGGCGGACCACAGUGUCACUGUCGUGUUCGACACGAUGGUCCCCAGACGGUGCCUGAAGGGGCACUUGGUCGACCGUCGAACGGCAGACGACAAUGUCGCUGUCGUGUCGAACACGACGGUCAGCUCCCCUUCAGGCACCGUUUGGCGACCAUCGUGUCGAACACGACAUGGACACUGUGGUCUGGCGACCAGACGGUGCAUGAAGGGGCGCUUGGUCGACUGUCGCACGGUAGACAACAGUGUAGCUGUCGUGUCCAACACGACGGUUGGACAGCCCGCGCAGUACCGAGCUCGACGUCGAGCACAACGACGAGUUGGUCGGUCGUCAGGUUCGACACGACGACACCGCAAUGUCGCUAUCGUGUCGAAUUCGACGGCACUGGAGGACGUCGUGGCACGGCCGUCGAGUUCGACACGACAUCGAGAAGAGGAGGCUACUGGUCGGCAGGGGAAAUCUACGAUGGACGUUGUGUCCAGGCGUAGAAGGUCUGGUGAGACGUCCGUUGCAGGUGUGGGAGACGAGGUUCCUGUCGUCGACCACAAAGACAGGUGCUGGAUGUUGGACUGGGUGGGUGGAAUCGGGGAACCCUCGGGUGGGCUGGUUUUGUACGUGGUGAUCAAAGAUAACAUUGUUCCGAUUGGCGGUGUGGUGAAGUGGAGUGGAGGAAAUUCACAGUUCGCCAUGUUGGAGUUCACGAUGGUCCUUAAUGCUAGAGGUGAGCGGAUGGCGAAUGUCAAACGCGUUGCUCUUCGUUGGGCCAAACAUGCUGGGUACGGCAAGAAGCUUUAUGACAUUUUCAAUCCGCCCGGGACGGAGAAAUUGACGUUGCCGGACCUUCGAGCGGUUUUCACAUUCUUCGACAAAAAUGUGGUCGCAGGGCAUGAGCCGGUGGUGCAUGCUUCCGACCGCAUAUCUGAACUGAAAAGCGUGCUUUCGUCGUCUUUAGAGGCGGCUCCGUCGUCGAAACCAAUCAUUAUAGGUGCCCGCCCACCGCCAUCGCUUUGGACUACGGUUGCUGCAACACGAGUUCCGAAAUCAGGGCAGAUCGGGGAGAAAGGGCAAGAAGAGGAAACGACCGGCGAGGGAGGGUAUGCAGAUGUGCAUUGGGGUUCCAAACGAACGCAGCUGCUCGCGUCGGGUCAUGGGCAUUGGGAAGCGGAUCCAGGGCGCGGGGAAAUGCACCGUGAAGUUGGGGUCGAGCCGGUGCAUGCCGAUGCAGUCCGACUAGCUGAGAAGAAAAGGAAGAUCAGGCAAGAGAGGAGAAGUACUUUGGACUGUAAGAAAACCAAGCAGGAAGGGGGAGCCAAGCAAGAGGAAGGCAAACACAAGUUGAAAAUGCUGGCAGUUGAGGAGGUCGUCCAACGUACCCGGGAGGCUGAGGAGGCCAUGAAGAAAAAACGGCAGCCAAGGAAAAAAGCAGCGAAGGGAAGUGUGAUGGAAAAAACUUCCGUUUUUCCACUGGACCAGUCACAGUCGGAUGAAGACGCUAUGGGCAAGACAGUCACCAGACCGCCCGGUUUGCAGAUUCUGCCGCCUGGGAAUUCUUCUGGUCAUCUGAGCAAAGGCUUCUUCCUUGAGUUUGACGAGAAUGGUAACCAGAGACCGGAAAUGCAGUUCAUUACUGUCAAGUUGGACAGGAUUCUGGAUAUCCCUGACGAGGAAUUCAUAUAUAAUCAACGCUUCCUCGAUCAAAAGUUUAUUGAUGACCUUUACAAAACAAUGAUUGAGUCGGGUGAGGCAGCUAUCAGAGAGAGAACGACCGGGGCAGCCGGGGUGAAUGUAUGUGCAUUGUACGAGAAGCCUGUCCUUUUGUUGAUUGGGCUAUAUGAUACAAUGCAUACUGACGCUUCCGGCACGAAUGUGAGGGCGAGAAGAGUAACGCCUGACGAAUUCGAUCUCCAAUCCGUGCGCAAGUACUACUGGUAUCCUCUCAGUGGUCAACACAAUGUUGCGGCGGUGAGGAAAUGUUCUCAAGAACGCCCUGACAUCGCCCGUGAGCUCCGUUUGGAUUUCUGGACUGCAAGGUCUCUUUACUAUCCGGAUAGGAGCAUGGAGAAUUACUGCACCUUGAGCACUUUCCAAAAUGCGAAGGACAAAUGGAAUACUCCUCCACACCAGAUUGCUAUCAUUAAGAACGUACGAAAGUUGUGGCAAGCAGUCGGUCGUCCAAAAGCUAUAAGCGGAUCUGCUGCAGACGUCAAAAAUAAGGAUUACAGAGAGUUUGCAGCGAUGGCUCUGCGAGCGACCGGGAGUGAUCAUUUGGUUACUCUUUCACUUCAGGCUUGGAGCAAGGAGUGGUCCGACUUCCUCGGGCCUUACAUGGUAUUGACAAGGGCGACGGACGAUGUGUUCGACAAGGUGCAACAAGUGUAUUCUCCUUGGGAGAAUGGACAGUUGUCGGGGAGAAAUGGUGUGAAGCCUGCCACCAAAUAAGGUGAAUCGGGGAAAACAUCGAGACCUAGCCCCGGA